UUCACCUAAAUCAAGAUCUGAUGUUUUGAAAUCAAAACAACCCAACAUUUGACCAAGAUGGCACCGGUGGAUCUGUCUACUACUAGUCUCCGGCCAUUCAAGAUCAGUGAUGUCGAUGAUUUUUUCUUGUGGGCAGGGGAUGAUCAAGUGACUAGAAAUCUCCGAUGGAAAACGUGUGGCUCCAAGGAAGAGGCUUUGGCCUUCAUAAGGGAUGUUUGCAUACCUCAUCCAUGGCGUCGUUCAAUCUGCCUUGAUGACUGUUCCAUCGGCUUUAUUUCAGUAUUUCCUUGGUCAGGUGAAGAAAGGCACAAGGCCGACAUAGGCUAUGCCAUUGGGAGGACCUACUGGGGCCAAGGGAUAGUCACCAAAGCGCUCAAGAUUGCUGUGCCUCAAGUCUUCAAGGACUUUCCCAAUUUGCUGAGGUUGCAGGCUUUUGUUGACGUUGAAAACAAAGCUUCUCAGAGGGUGUUGGAAAAAGUUGGAUUCAUCAGAGAGGGUGUUCUCAGAAAGUAUAUUUGUAUUAAAGGGGUGAUUAAGGAUUCUGUUCUGUAUAGUUUCUUGUCAACGGAAGAAGUUCUUGCCGGUGACUAGAUUACUUCUGGUAAUAUUUGGUCUUGUCUGGUGCAAAUAAUGUUAGAUUCAUUGUAAUAUGUAUUUUGUGUAUAAUGCUUUCCGUGAA
This is a messenger RNA of Vigna umbellata (rice bean), 679 nucleotides long. Its product is annotated as Acyl-CoA N-acyltransferases (NAT) superfamily protein. The record is from RefSeq and is a predicted model, not a curated record. Gene Ontology annotation, molecular function: acyltransferase activity, transferring groups other than amino-acyl groups. Lineage: Eukaryota; Viridiplantae; Streptophyta; Magnoliopsida; Fabales; Fabaceae.